This is a messenger RNA of Corticium candelabrum, 1200 nucleotides long. Its product is annotated as homeobox protein HMX1-like. The record is from RefSeq and is a predicted model, not a curated record. The coding region runs from base 194 to 1093 and encodes 299 amino acids. Gene Ontology annotation, biological process: cell differentiation; regulation of transcription by RNA polymerase II. Gene Ontology annotation, molecular function: RNA polymerase II cis-regulatory region sequence-specific DNA binding; DNA-binding transcription factor activity, RNA polymerase II-specific. Lineage: Eukaryota; Metazoa; Porifera; Homoscleromorpha; Homosclerophorida; Plakinidae. Gene Ontology annotation, cellular component: nucleus. The transcript is spliced from 2 exons.
GCGGCGAUCGGAAGGAGCGCAGAUGUUUCAAUGAUCCUAUCGUUAGCCAAUGGUGUGUUGUACAUAGUAUGCAAAUCGUAGACUCGAUUUACUCAUUAGCACCAGAUAGCUGCUACCGCGCAAACACAUUGGGUGAUAAAAGCUCUUUGGUGAGCUCGUUUUCGCCAGUUCACCCGACGACGCUCUUCGCUCCAUGACGCACGCCGGUGCGUUUCGUAUGGAAGCUCUGAUGGAAAACCGAGUUCACUGUCCGUUGCCUUCAUUGCUGCCUCAGCAGACUCACGUACCGAGUCGUGCUCGUCUGUGGUCGAGUUGGUGCUGUCAGCUGCCCGGGACGAGACGCUCGCAGCGACCGAGGAGAUCGCACAUGAUUCGAGAUAUACUCGGAGAUUCGGUUUUGACCGACGACGGGCAUGGAUGCGAUGAGGAAACGCGGGAAGCGACUUCGAGGUCAAACGGUUACCGUCAUCGUUCGUCUUCGACGCCAGCCGUCGUCAAACCCACUCCCAUCAAUCUUCAACGACUCGGUCCGCCCGUGAGCACGGCAGCGGCGCUUGCCUAUCGUUUGGUUGCGUCGGGAGCCCCGCCGCCGUGCAGUUACAAUAUAUUUACGCCGCCCUGGCUGAGAGCAGACGAAACCCUACACAAAGGUUCCAAUCAUCUAGCUGGAUAUCAUGGCUCGGUGGAGGAGAUGUAUACGACCCGUCUACCUGAAGGAUACGAUCGUUCGUCUUUUUUUGGAAAAGACAAACGGAAAAAGAAAACGCGGACAGCAUUUACUAGUCGCCAAGUCUACGAACUGGAGAAAAAGUUCAAGGUAAAACGAUAUCUGACCGCUCCAGAAAGAUCGGAAUUGGCAAAGUUGUUGGGCAUGUCGGAAACGCAAGUAAAGAUCUGGUUUCAGAACAGAAGAACAAAAUGGAAGAAGAAAAAUGCGACCAAGAUUCGCGGUGAUGACGAGGUCGACCGCAAGGAGAUUGAUGAACUGGAAACUGUCAAUGAGUCAGUCAUAAGUGACAGGCAAAACUCAGACAGGUCAUCAGACUGUAGUUCUCCGGCUCAAUCAGUUGAGUUGGAGUCAUUACAGAAUUGAGCAAUUUCAUUACUAGAGGAAGUUGUGACUGUACAGAUAUACCGUAGAGUUUGAGAAGUAGAGACGUCUAAAUUAAAUUGUAAUAACAGAGAGACCGCCGAGUUGGC